Molecule: messenger RNA, 414 nt
Organism: Trichophyton rubrum CBS 118892
Lineage: Eukaryota; Fungi; Ascomycota; Eurotiomycetes; Onygenales; Arthrodermataceae
Exons: 2
Coding region: 1-414 (137 amino acids)
Source: RefSeq, a predicted model, not a curated record
AUGACCAAAUCAUGGACCAGAGUUCUGGACCUUUGGGACCCCGUUGGUCCACAUAGCUGGCCUCUAGGUAAUGUCAAUCUCUCUGACGAAUGGAUCUUCAAGUGUGCUCAAGACCGCGCCGCUCUAUGGCCCUACGACCUCUGCAAGGCUGGACUGGUAAGAGUUACCCGUAUACCAAGGGGCCCAGCGCUGUUCUGCUUGGUGUUCCAGAAUCACUAUGCCCUCGUUGGUGAUCUAGCGACCUGGCAAAGAAGAAAAACUAACAGGUUGCUCCCCCUGUCGCCAAUCAGCAGGCUCGCCAUGUUUGACCAGCAGCCUGACAGCAUGUUUCUAUUACAGGUUAACAAGUCAUCGAUUUGCAAGGAAACUCAGAGUGGACCAACCAAGUCCACUGGAUUCAGUCUCAGAUGUUGA